Messenger RNA from Trichoderma breve, 1596 nucleotides. RefSeq names its product major facilitator superfamily domain-containing protein. Bases 1 to 1596 code for a protein of 531 amino acids. NCBI's taxonomy places the organism in Eukaryota, Fungi, Ascomycota, Sordariomycetes, Hypocreales, Hypocreaceae. Gene Ontology annotation, molecular function: transmembrane transporter activity. Gene Ontology annotation, biological process: transmembrane transport. The transcript has 4 exons. The record is from RefSeq and is a predicted model, not a curated record.
AUGGAUCACACCGCCUCAGACGCAUCCUCUCCGUAUCCCGUCAAAGAUUUCCGUUUUCGUGUAGUCAUUCUGUGUCUCUGCGUCUGCUGCUUUAUUGCGUCGCUCGACACCAUCAUCCUUUCCUCGACCCUGCCAGCCAUUGCAGCAAGCCUCCAGGCUACGACGACGGAUGCGUAUUGGUGUAGUGCCAGUUUUCUAUUCGCUCAGAGUGUGGUCCAACUCAUCUACGCUGUCGUUGCUCGAGCUCUUAACCGCCGAACAUGCAUGCUAGCUGCUCUUGGAUUCUUUGGCUUUGCGAGCAUCUUAUGCGCAACGGCUCGUAACAUACAGUGGCUCAUUGCCGCGCGGACAAUACAAGGUGUUGGCACUGGUGGAACCAAUGCACUUGUCCAACUCAUCUUGACGGAUAUAGCUCCUCUAGCUGAAAGACCCAAAUACACGGGACUUGUAACCCUCUUCUCGGCACUUGGCCUGGUGAUCGGAGGCCUUUGCGGCGCUGCAAUCGUGCAACAUACCACAUGGCCAUUAGUCUUCUGGAUCAACCUGCCGAUAUGCGUCCCCACAAUGGUCGGUUUUGCAUGGUGCCUUGAUGCUCCCCCAAGACAAUCAUCAGUCUGGACAGCCAUCAAGAAGACAGAUUGGGGUGGUGGCAUCAUAGUAACGGGAUCUUUGGCAGGGAUUCUUUUCGCUCUCAACAGCGGGAAUGCCGUAUAUCCUUGGACAUCUGGCAGAAUUCUGUCACCUUUGAUAUGCGGCGGCGUCGGUUUACUUGGAUUCGUGGCAUACGAAAGAUUUGUUGCCAAAGAAAAUGCCAUUCUUCCAGGCAGACUCUUCUCCAAUGUCACUGCCGUGUCAGCCUACAUCAUGGCGCUCCUCCAUUCGAUAAUUCUCUGGACUGCAACGUAUUACUUCUUCUUAUAUCUUACCUUUUGUUCUCAUUCGUACUUGAGCGCGGCGAUUCUUAUGCUUCCAGCCACACUCACAUUUCCACCGUCCGCUGCCAUUGCAGGCCAUAUUAUUGGCCGUACACUCAAAUACCAGCUGGCCAACAUAAUUGGCUUUGCGUUUCUCGUUGGUGGCCUCAGUGGCUUAGCCAAUCUUAAUGAAUUCUCUUCUGUGGGUCUUCAGAUUGGCCUCUUGUUCAUUGUGGGAACUGGCUUUGGCAUCCCGUUUAUUAGCAAAGUAUUCAUGGCGCAAACAGCCGUCGCAGAAGAUGAUCAGUAUAUGGCUACAGCCAUCGUAUCGACGGUAACGAGUGUUGGAGAAUGCUUCGGAGUGGCCAUAUCGAGUACCACAUUUCAGAACAGAUGGGAUGCCCUCCUCGAAAAAGAGUUGAAGCAAACUGUCCUCUCAGUAGUGAUCAAGGGGAGUGAUGCAGAACGAAGUACUGUCUUGUUUGGGACUCUGGACAAAGAGACGGCAAGUUUCUAUCGACACAUUGCCAUGCAAAGUUUCCAGACGGUGUGGAUCGUAAUGGGCUCAUUGGCUGGUGUUGCCCUUAUUCUAUCUCUUUUCAUCAGGGAUCCUAAGACAAAAGAAGCAACUCCUACAGAGUCGAGUGUAGAAGCUAUAAUUCUAGAUAAAGAGAAAGCAUGA